CGGGCGCAGCUGCCAAGAUGGCGGACGAGGAGGGCGAGUCGCUGCCGCGCUCGGGGCCGGGGGGGCCGCAGCGGAACGGCAGCGGCGGCAGCGAGGGGGCCCCGGCGGGACCGGGCGGGCCCCGCGUCGUCCGCAUCGUCAAGUCCGAGUCCGGCUACGGCUUCAACGUGCGCGGCCAAGUGAGCGAGGGCGGGCAGCUGCGGAGCAUCAACGGCGAGCUGUACGCGCCGCUGCAGCAUGUCAGCGCCGUGCUGGGCGGCGGCGCCGCCGACCGCGCCGGGGUGCGCAAGGGGGACCGCAUCCUGGAGGUGAACGGGGUGAACGUGGAGGGGGCAACUCACAAGCAGGUGGUGGAUCUGAUCCGGGCUGGGGAGAAGGAGCUGAUCCUGACGGUGCUGUCGGUGCCCCCCCACGAGGCUGACAGCCUGGACCCGGGGGAGGACUCCCUGGGGCAGUCCUUCUACGACUACAGCGAGAAGCAGGCGGUGCCCAUCUCCAUCCCCACCUACAAGCACGUGGAGCAGAGCGGGGAGAAGUUCGUGGUGUACAACGUGUACAUGGCAGGGCGGCAGCUGUGCUCCAAGCGCUACCGAGAGUUCUCCAUCCUGCACCAGAACCUCAAGCGGGAGUUCUCCUCCUUCUCCUUCCCGCGCCUGCCCGGCAAGUGGCCCUUCUCGCUGUCCGAGCAGCAGCUGGACGCGCGGCGCCGCGGCCUGGAGGAGUACCUGGAGAAGGUGUGCUCCAUCCGUGUCAUCGGCGAGAGCGACAUCAUGCAGGAGUUCCUGUCUGAGUCGGACGAGAACUACAAUGGAGUCUCAGACGUGGAGCUCCGAGUGGCCUUGCCAGACAUCACCACAGUGACUGUCAGGGUCAAGAAGAACAGCACCACAGACCAGGUCUACCAGGCUGUGGCAGCCAAGGUGGGCAUGGACAGUGUCACUGCCAACUACUUCGCCCUGUUCGAGGUCAUCAACCACUCCUUCGUCCGCAAGCUGGCCCCCAACGAGUUCCCGCACAAGCUCUAUGUGCAGAACUAUUCCUCGGCCGUGCCUGGCACCUGCCUCACCGUGCGCAAGUGGCUCUUCAGCCCCGACGAGGAGGAGCUGCUCAACGACAACGACCUGGCAGUCGCCUACUUCUUCCACCAGGCUGUUGAUGAUGUCAAGAAAGGCUACAUCAAGGCAGAGGAGAAGUCCUACCAGCUACAGAAGCUGUGUGAGCAGAGGAAGAUGGUCAUGUACCUGAACCUGCUGCGCACCUGCGAGGGCUACAACGAAGUCAUCUUCCCGCACUGCGCCUGCGACUCGCGCCGCAAGGGCCACGUGGUCAGCGCCGUCAGCAUCCGCCACUUCCGCCUGCACGCCUGCACCCAGGAGGGGCAGCUGGAGAACCAGGUGAUCGCCUUCGAGUGGGCGGAGAUGCAGCGGUGGGACACGGACGAGGAGGGCAUGGCCUUCUGCUUCGAGUACAGCCGGGGGGAGAAGAAGCCCAGAUGGGUCAAGAUCUUCACCCCCUACUUCAACUACAUGCACGAGUGCUUCGAGCGGGUCUUCUGCGAGCUCAAGUGGAGGAAGGAGAACAUCUUCCAGAUGGUCAGGUCACAGCAGAGGGAUGCAGCCACUUAGCCCUUGGUCACCUCCUGCCGUCCCCUCCCCUCCCCCCUGCCCACCCCCUAAUUAACACUUUAAAUUCUGUUGUAAUUAAAGCCCUUAACUAAAGGUUAUUAA
Molecule: messenger RNA, 1727 nt
Organism: Pogoniulus pusillus (Red-fronted tinkerbird)
Lineage: Eukaryota; Metazoa; Chordata; Aves; Piciformes; Lybiidae
Gene: SNX27
Product: sorting nexin 27
Exons: 12
Coding region: 18-1625 (535 amino acids)
Biological process (GO): intracellular protein transport; signal transduction; endocytic recycling
Cellular component (GO): early endosome
Molecular function (GO): protein binding; phosphatidylinositol-3-phosphate binding
Source: RefSeq, a predicted model, not a curated record